GGCGGGACGGGAGCGACCCCACCCACCUCCCCUGCCAGUGGUCCUCAGUGCCUGUCGCCUCUACCAGCGCCUGUCUUCUGGAUCUUGGCCCAGGGCACAAGCACGGCCUCCGUCCCAGGAGGGAAGACCCAACCGGAACAGCUCAGGACCCUCUAGAAAGACCCGGGGCUCGUGUGCCGGGGCGGCGGUAGGAAAGUAGGAACGUCCCACUGCCCCUCACGGCCGGGCUCCCAGCAGCAGACGGGGCUGGGUUGGUGCGGAGCCUUGGCGAGAGAGUCUCCGGCUUCAGAGAGGCGAGGGCGCAGAGGGCCUCGAGGAAAGAGCCCCCGACUGAUCUCGGUGCUCAGAGCUCACCCGGACCGCGUCUCCGCCCCCUCCCGCCCUUGCGAGCCCCGCGGAGCCGGCAAACCGGCGGCCGCGCGGAUCCGCCUGCCGGGGACGGGGUGGAGCCGCACUGCGCAUGCCCCGCAGUCAUGGCCGGCGGGGGCGGUGGUUCCCGGCGGCGCGCUGCGAGCGGCGGUAAUUAGUAAUUGUUCUCCUGCUCCCGGGAGGCUACGGCGCGUUGGGUGCUGCUUCCCAGUGUCUGCGCGGCGGUACCCCGACCGAGGGGCAGCCGGGCCGAUGAGAUCGUCGCUUCUCCGUGCCGUGUAGAGGUUUUUAGGGAGAGAAGCACGGGCCGGUUCCGAGCCCUCCGGACCGCCGGCGGGAACUGAAGCGGCGCGCGGGACCGGGCCGUGGGACGGCGAGGCCGCGGAGAGGAAAGUGCAAUGGCGAGGAAUUUAUCAGUGAUCUUGAUCCUGACCUUCGUUCUGUCAGUCACACAUCCCCUUCAUGAAGUAGGACCAGCCACUGCUUUCCCUCAGACCACUGAGAAAAUUAUUCCGAUUUGGGAAUCUGGCAUUAAUGUAGACUUGGCAGUUACCACACGGCAGCAUCAUCUGCAGCAGCUUUUCCAUCGCUAUGGAGAAAAUAAUUCCUUGACAAUUGAAGGGUUCAGAAAAUUGCUUCAGAAUAUAGGCAUAGAUAAGAUUAAGAGAAUCCAUAUACACCAUGACCAUGAGCAUCACUCUGACCAUGAGCAUCACUCUCACCAUAAUCAUGCUGCUUCCAGUAAAAAUCGAAAAGCUCUUUGCCCAGACCAUGACUCUGAUAGUUCAAGUAAAGAGCCUAGAAACAGCCAGGGAAAAGGACCUCAUCGAUCAGAACAUGCCAAUGGUAGAAGGAAUGUUUUAAUCAAGGAUGGCGCUGGUGCUAGUGAAGUGACCUCAACUGUGUAUAAUGCUGUCUCUGAAGGAACUCACUUUCUAGAGACCAUAGAAACUCCAAAACAUGGAAAACUUCUCCCCAAAGGUGUGAGCAGUUCCACUCUACCCAGUGUCACAGAAAAGAGCUGGGCGACCUGGCUGGCUAGUAGGAAAACAAAUGAAUCUGUGAGUGAGCCCAGAAAAGGCUUUAUGUAUUCCAGAAGCACAAAUGAAAAUACUCAGGAGUGUUUCAAUGCAUCAAAGCUGCUUACAUCUCAUGGCAUGGGCAUCCAGGUUCCACUGAAUGCCACCGAGUUCAACUAUCUCUGCCCAGCCAUCAUCAAUCAGAUUGAUACUAGAUCAUGUCUGAUUCAUACAACGAAUGAAAAGAAAGCUGAAAUCCCUCCAAAGACAUAUUCUUUACAAAUAGCCUGGGUUGGUGGCUUUAUAGCCAUUUCUGUCAUCAGUUUCCUGUCUUUGCUGGGCGUUAUCUUAGUGCCUCUCAUGAAUCGGGUGUUUUUCAAGUUUCUUCUGAGUUUCCUUGUGGCAUUGGCUGUUGGGACACUGAGUGGUGAUGCUUUUUUACACCUGCUUCCACAUUCUCAUGCAAGUCAUCACCAUAGUCACAGCCAUGAAGAACCAGCAACGGAAAUGAAGAGAGGUCCGCUCUUCAGCCAUCUCUCUUCUCAAAACAUAGAAGAAAGUACCUAUUUUGAUUCCACGUGGAAAGGUCUGACAGCUCUGGGAGGCUUGUAUUUAAUGUUUCUUGUUGAACACGUCCUCACAUUGAUCAAGCAAUUUAAAGAUAAGAAGAAAAAGAAUCAGAAAAAACCUGAAAAUGAUGAUGAUGUGGAGAUUAAGAAGCAGUUGUCCCAGUAUGAAUCUCAACUGUCAACAAAUGAGGAAAAAGUAGACACAGAUGAUCGACCUGAAGGAUAUUUGCGAGCUGACUCACAAGAGCCCUCCCACUUUGAUUCUCAACAGCCAGCAAUCUUGGAAGAAGAGGAGGUCAUGAUAGCUCAUGCUCAUCCACAGGAAGUUUACAAUGAAUACGUACCCAGAGGGUGCAAGAAUAAAUGCCAUUCGCAUUUCCAUGAUACACUCGGCCAGUCAGAUGACCUCGUUCACCACCAUCAUGACUACCAUCAUAUUCUCCAUCACCACCACCACCAAAACCACCACCCACACAGUCACAGUCAGCGCUACUCUCGGGAGGAGCUGAAGGAUGCCGGCAUUGCCACACUGGCGUGGAUGGUGAUCAUGGGGGACGGCCUGCACAAUUUCAGUGAUGGCCUAGCAAUUGGUGCUGCUUUUACUGAAGGUUUAUCGAGUGGUUUAAGUACUUCUGUUGCUGUGUUUUGUCAUGAGUUGCCUCAUGAAUUAGGUGACUUUGCUGUUUUACUAAAGGCUGGCAUGACUGUUAAGCAAGCUGUUCUUUAUAAUGCUCUGUCAGCCAUGCUGGCGUAUCUCGGAAUGGCAACAGGAAUUUUCAUUGGUCAUUAUGCUGAAAAUGUUUCUAUGUGGAUAUUUGCACUUACUGCGGGCUUGUUCAUGUAUGUUGCUCUGGUUGAUAUGGUACCUGAGAUGCUGCACAAUGAUGCUAGUGACCAUGGAUGUAGCCGCUGGGGAUACUUCUUUUUACAGAAUGCUGGGAUACUUUUGGGAUUUGGAAUUAUGUUGCUUAUUUCCAUAUUUGAACAUAAAAUUGUGUUUCGUAUAAAUUUCUAAUUAGGGUAUAAAUGCUAGAGUAGCUUAAAGCUAUAGUUUGCUGUCUGUAGUUUGAAUAGGUCAUAGGGAGAUGAGUUAGUAUGCUGUGAUACGUAACAUUUACGGUUAGUGGAUUUUGUGAUUUUUGUAUUGAAUAUUGCCAUUUGUUAUGCUUAUAAGGUCAGUUAUGGUGGUAACAUAAAGGUACGUUUAAUAUUUAAGUUAUUCUAUUUGGGGAAUGUAAGCUAUAUGUGCAAUUUACCAAUAUUACCGGUUUAUGGUAUAAACAAGAGAUUUGGCAUGACAUGUUCUGUAUAUUUCAGAAAAAAAAUGUCUUUAAUGCUUUUUCUAGAACUAAUUUAAUAUAGUAAUUCCCAUGCUGGAUUUUAGGCCUCUGAAGAACUGCUGGUGUUUAGGAGUAAGAAUACACAUGAAGCCUAAGAUACCAAUAAAGCUUAAACUGAAUUUAAGCUAAGAAAUAAGGGAAAAAAGAGAAGAAACUGUAUAAAUUGAGAAGGCAUAGGUUUCAUAUUAGAAAAUCACAAAACUGGUUUAAAAAUAGAAGGGAAAAAUUUAGAUUUAAAUGAAAAAAAGCAAUAUUGAGUACAGAGUACAUUGGUAAACAUUUUUGUCAGAGUAUUAAUGUUCCCAUAAAAUCUCAGCACUUUUUACUAAUUUAGUUGUACAUUUAACUUUGUAUAAUAGAGACAUCUAAAUGUAUUUAAUAAACUCAAGCAAAAUAUAUUACUUGACCAAGAAAUUGGAAUUUUAAAAUAUUUGUGUGGAUGUACACCGGAUGAGUAUGAGCAAGUUUAUGUAUUGUCAAAAGACUUGGAUAUCCCAGGUUAACUUAUGUAUCACCCAAGUUACAUUACUGGAUGUUCUGGUUAUCUGGUUUACCACAUGUCAGCAUAUUAGAAUUUUGAUAUAUGUUAGGACAUUAAAACCAUACUGGUUAUAAUUUGACUUCUUGGAUUCAGAAAGUACUUUGGUAUCUUUCAGUGCUUCAACAUCGUUGUUAUGAGCAAUUGUCAUUUUCAUAUAUAGUACUUUAGAUGUACUAGGAUUGUAUGGCAUUCUCUAGAUGUUGCUUUUCUACAAAAUAAAUUCCCUGUAUCAGCUUAA
Messenger RNA from Mesoplodon densirostris (Blainville's beaked whale), 4076 nucleotides. It is a transcript of the gene SLC39A6, whose product is annotated as solute carrier family 39 member 6. The transcript has 10 exons. Gene Ontology annotation, cellular component: membrane. The record is from RefSeq and is a predicted model, not a curated record. The coding region runs from base 768 to 2972 and encodes 734 amino acids. NCBI's taxonomy places the organism in Eukaryota, Metazoa, Chordata, Mammalia, Artiodactyla, Ziphiidae. Gene Ontology annotation, biological process: zinc ion import across plasma membrane; intracellular zinc ion homeostasis. Gene Ontology annotation, molecular function: zinc ion transmembrane transporter activity.